UUAAGAACCGUUGUAAUCGCGCACUAAGUAAAGUACAAGAAAAUUUUGAUAGAAAAUUGAACACUAUUCCACCCCUGUAACUGAAAGAGUAAACUUUCUAAUUUCUAGACGGCACUCAGUUCUAUUUUACAAACUAUCCAAAAUACCAUGAACAUACCUGAAUUGGGAAGUACCAGCAUAAUUUUAACGGCAAUAGUAUCUCUUUGUGCAAUAGCAUACUUUUUUGCAGGCAGAAAGAAAUACAAAUUGCCUCCUGGGCCAACUGGCUUGCCAAUUGUGGGUUAUUUACCAUUUGUGGAUAAGGAGCCACAAAAGACAUUUGCUGCACUAGCCAACAAGUAUGGAAAUGUGUUUGGGCUGUACCUUGGAAGGAAGUAUACUGUUAUUCUCAACGACUGGACAUCAGUUAAAGAUGCCUUCAGCCAAACUGCUACUGCCAAUAGACCAGAAGAUUUCUUUGGUCUGCUGCCUGGAGGUUUCGGUUUCGGUGGUAAAAAUGGCGUCGAAUGGUCAGAGCAAAGAAAAGCCUCCAUGAAAGCUAUGAAAAAUAUUGGAUUAGGAAAAACAAGAUGGGAAGAUUUAGUACAAGAAGAAAUCAAUGAAUUGGUGAAUCUGAUGCAACAAGAGGAUGGAAAGCCCUUGGAUGUCUCUGAGUUUUUUUCAUCUACUUUUGCUAACAACAUAAUGACUCUGCUGUUCGGAAACCGACUACCUCUUGGCCACCCAGCUACGCUUGCAAUGAGUCAAUAUGUGGAUUCGGUAGUAAGAUCGUUUCCUUCAGUAUCAGUUACCGCCGUUUUCCCUUGGUUGGUCAAACUACUUGGGAAAAUCGGAAACUUCAAUGAUUCCAUAUCUCUGAAAAAACUAUCCGAAUUUAACGAAUUAAUUACGACAAGCGAAGACAUAAAAGUACAGGGUUACGACAUACCAAAAGGCACUUACAUCUUAGUGAACACCUGGCUUCUCCACAACGAUCCAAAAUACUGGCCCGAACCUGAGAAAUUCAUCCCAGAGCGUUACUUGUUGGAUGACGGAAAGCGGGUUAAUUACCAGCCAGACAGCUACAGUCCAUUUUCAUACGGAAAAAGAAGUUGCCCUGGUGAAAUGGUGGCUUUGGUAUCAUUACUGCACUACUUUACUACUAUAAUGCAGAAGUUCAAAGUUCUACCAGAAGGAGAAAAAAUAGAAUACGGAACAAUUUUUGGCCUCACUUGCAAUCCGACGAAUGUGAAACUUCGUUUCAUUGCUAGAGAAUAAUUUUUUCAAUGAACUCUGAUUACGAGUAAAUAAAGAAGAUUCAGAUAAAUUUGAUCUUUAAAAUCUGAUAGUAUUGAGAUUGCAAUAAUUAAAAUAGGACUUUUGAUAUUUAAAAGCUGAUAAUAUGAAUCAAAAACGGACUUACACUUUGAAUACUAGGAAGAUUCAAUGUUUUAAUCGCAAGUUUCAGCUUUUGUUCGCUGAAAAGGAAUAACUCAUUUUAUAGACUGGUGCCAAACAAUUCUUUACACCAUUCCAAACUUUGGGAAGAAAUGUGCAUUGUUUCUGGGGAAAACUGCAGUUGAAGUUUCAUUCCUUAUUGGCUUAACAUUGUAUAAAUAUACAUUUUGACGCCCCUGUGGACAUUGUAUCAUACGUGCAGACACUGUGUCGCCCCUGUGAACAAGCAUUGUAUAAAUAUAUAUGAAAAUA
Stegodyphus dumicola is the source of this 1689-nucleotide messenger RNA. Its product is annotated as cytochrome P450 2J6-like. Gene Ontology annotation, molecular function: oxidoreductase activity, acting on paired donors, with incorporation or reduction of molecular oxygen, reduced flavin or flavoprotein as one donor, and incorporation of one atom of oxygen; iron ion binding; heme binding. Gene Ontology annotation, biological process: xenobiotic metabolic process. Gene Ontology annotation, cellular component: cytoplasm; intracellular membrane-bounded organelle. NCBI's taxonomy places the organism in Eukaryota, Metazoa, Arthropoda, Arachnida, Araneae, Eresidae. The record is from RefSeq and is a predicted model, not a curated record.